Molecule: messenger RNA, 201 nt
Organism: Cavenderia fasciculata
Lineage: Eukaryota; Evosea; Eumycetozoa; Acytosteliales; Cavenderiaceae
Exons: 2
Coding region: 1-201 (66 amino acids)
Source: RefSeq, a predicted model, not a curated record
AUGUCCAAUAAUAACAUUAAUAGACCAAUUUUACAAGAACGUUCUAAACAUGCAGUCGAUUUAACCAACAACUACUUUCCCGAAGUUAUCAAUGAAGUAGAACAAAAUAUAAAGGAGCACGAUGUCAACAAAUAUAUUACUUGUGAAAAAAAUUUUGAAAAAAAUUUGAAGAGUUGUAAAUUUGCAAAUAAAUCCACUUGA